Messenger RNA from Argentina anserina (silverweed cinquefoil), 351 nucleotides. RefSeq lists its product as uncharacterized. The coding region runs from base 1 to 351 and encodes 116 amino acids. The record is from RefSeq and is a predicted model, not a curated record. NCBI's taxonomy places the organism in Eukaryota, Viridiplantae, Streptophyta, Magnoliopsida, Rosales, Rosaceae. The transcript has a single exon.
AUGCCAUUGCAUGAAACAGUCAACGAGUGCAUUUGGCUUCGAGUAAUCAUUACUCACAUUCGAGAUGCUAGUGGAUUAAGUUCUACUACAGUUGAACCUACAUGUCUUUACGAAGAUAAUGUUGCUUGCAUUGAGCAGAUGAAGUUAGGUUACAUUAAGGGUAAUAACACAAAACAUAUUUCGCCAAAGUUCUUUUAUAGUCAGAAACAAGAGAUAUUGAAUAUCCAAGUUAAUCAGAUUCGUUCUGAGGAUAAUGUGGCAGAUUUGUUCACUAAGUCUCUUCCAAAAUCUACAUUUGUGAAGUAUGUGAAACACAUUGGUUUGCGUCAUUUAUCAAAGCUCCGAGAUUGA